AUAUUAAAGAAGAUGAAUGUAAUAGUAAACAGUAAAAAGAAAUUAAAAGAAUUUGGAGCAUUGAUAGAAGCUGAGCUUUUACCACCUUUACCGGUACCACCGUUGCCACCGUUACCAUUACCACUAUUACUACUACCAGAAAUUACGUUUAUGACACCCCAUUCUCCGUUAAGACAAUAUAAUGAGAAAACUGAUGAAGGUGAAGAAAGUGAUAUAAUGGAAAGGUAUGUCUCCAUUAGAUCAUACGAAAUCGAUGAAAUUAAA
Dentiscutata erythropus is the source of this 264-nucleotide messenger RNA. Lineage: Eukaryota; Fungi; Glomeromycota; Glomeromycetes; Diversisporales; Gigasporaceae. The record is from the annotation of a GenBank genome assembly.